Messenger RNA from Artibeus jamaicensis (Jamaican fruit-eating bat), 5664 nucleotides. RefSeq names its product DLG associated protein 2 (gene DLGAP2). Gene Ontology annotation, cellular component: postsynaptic specialization; glutamatergic synapse. The record is from RefSeq and is a predicted model, not a curated record. Bases 157 to 3276 code for a protein of 1039 amino acids. Gene Ontology annotation, molecular function: molecular adaptor activity. The transcript has 17 exons. Gene Ontology annotation, biological process: signaling. Lineage: Eukaryota; Metazoa; Chordata; Mammalia; Chiroptera; Phyllostomidae.
AGGGGCCAGCUCGCCAUGUGUCCCUGCACCUGCUGACCCUGGAGUGCCAAGGAUGUCCGCGCUGAGGAAGGCCCUCCCAUGGUCUGAGGCUCGGCCGUAGCUGCCCUCGUCCCAGUGGCCGCCAGUGACCGCCCUCGGCCUGCGCCCUUGGCCAGCAUGGGGACCGCUCAGGUCCUGCCCGGCAUCCUGCAGAAGCACUGCUGCAUCUCCCCCGACAGGAACACAGAGUCGCAGUGCACGCUGUGCGGGGAGCCGGAAGAAGAAGAGGGCGGGGACCUGGUCCAGCCGGGCAUCAGCUUCCCGGGGCCGGCGGAGGAAGACCUAGACCAGCAGCACUCGUGGUCACCCGCCCAGCACUUCAAUGAGGACAGGUACUCCCCGGCCCCCAGGACCAUGAAAGGGCUGUCAGGGAGCCGGAACCCACCCCCGCUGUGCUCAGGCCACACCUGCGGGCUCGCGCCCCCCGAGGACCUGCUGCUGGGGCCGGAUGCCCGGCAGCCCUACCUGCUGAGCCCCGGGGACGGCUGCCCGCUGGACCACCGCCGCUGUUCGCCGCGCAGCUCCGUGCACUCGGAGUGCGUGAUGCUGCCCCUGGUGCUGGCCGACCACGUGUCCAGCAGCACCUUCCCCAGGAUGCACUACAGCUCCCACUACGACCCCAGGGACGACUGCGCCGGGCCCCACGCCAGCACCAAGGUCAACCGGAUCCCGGCCAACCUCUUGGACCAGUUUGAGAAGCAGCUCCCACUGCACAGGGACGGCUUCCACACGCUGCAGUACCAGAGGACUUCCUCCGCCAACGAGCCGCGGGGCGAGAGCCCGGGGCGCAUCCGGCACCUGGUGCACUCGGUGCAGAAGCUCUUCACCAAGUCCCACUCCCUGGAGGGCUCCUCCAAGGGCAACGUCAAUGGAGCCAAGGGUGAUGGCCGGGGCGAGGACCACCACGGCCACCACCCCAAGCACAGCAAGCGGAGCAAAAGCAAGGACCGGAAGCCCGAGAGCAAGCACAGGUCGGGCCUGAGCAGCUGGUGGAGCUCCGACGACAACCUGGACAGCGACAGCACCUGCCGGGCCUCCAGCGUGGUGCACAGGCAGCUGGCGGACCACGCCUCCCACUGCUUCCCAGAGCCGCUGCCCGGCCCCUUCGGGGACCUCUCCCUGAAGACGUCCCGGAGCAACAACGACGUCAAGUGCUCGGCCUGCGAGGGCCUGGCCCUGACGCCUGACGCCAAGUACAUGAAGCGCAGCUCCUGGUCCACGCUGACCGUGAGCCAGGCCAAGGAGGCCUACCGCAAGAGCUCCCUGAACUUGGACAAGCCCCUGGUGCACCAGGAGAUCAAGGCGCCCUUGAGGCCAUGCCAUUACCUCCAGGUGCCGCAGGACGAGUGGGCCGGGUACCCGGUGGGGGGCAGGGACGAGAUCCCCUGCCGGAGGAUGCGGAGCGGCAGCUACAUCAAAGCCAUGGGCGACGAGGAGAGUGGGGAGUCAGACUCCAGCCCCAAGACGUCCCCGACGGCGGCCCUGCGGCCAGAGCCCCUGCUCGCCUCGCUGGCCGGCCAGCCAGCAGGGGAGGUGCAGGUCCAGAGCUACCUGCAGGCGGCCAGCGACGGGCCUGCCAGCCACAGCCUGGACCCCGCCGCCAACUACAGCUCCCCGAAGUUUCGCUCCCGGAACCAGAGCUACAUGAGAGCGGUCAGCACGCUGAGCCAGGCCAGCUGCGUGAGCCAGAUGAGCGAGGCUGAGGUCAACGGGCAGUUCGAGUCGGUGUGCGAGUCCGUCUUUGGGGAGGUCGAGUCUCAGGCCAUGGACGCCCUGGACCUGCCCGGCUGCUUCCGGACGCGCAGCCACAGCUACCUCCGGGCCAUCCAGGCCGGCUACUCCCAGGACGACGAGUGCCUCCCCGCGCUGACGCCCUGCCCCGCCACCUCCACCGUCCGGCCCGCGGCAGCUGUCUCGUACACGAACUACAAGAAAACGCCACCGCCCGUGCCCCCUCGGACCACCUCCAAGCCCCUGAUCUCGGUGACCGCGCAGAGCAGCACCGAGUCCACGCAGGACGCCUACCAGGACGGCCGCGCCCAGAGGGUGUCCCCGUGGCCCCAGGACAGCCGGGGCCUCUACAACUCCACGGACAGUCUGGACAGCAACAAGGCCAUGAACCUGGCUCUAGAGACGGCUGCCGCCCAGCGCCACGCUGCCGACGGCCUGGGGCGGGUCAGCGACAAGGCCGAGGACUUCCUCCGGAGCCGGCACGCAUCCAUCGGGGUCCAGGACUCUGAGUUCCCAGAGCGCCUGCCCUACCCAAGGUCAGAUGUGGAAAUGGCGACCGACUCGGACACGGAGAGCCGCGGCCUGCGGGAGUACCACUCCGUGGGCGUGCAGGUGGAAGACGAGAAGCGGCGCGGGCGGUUCAAGCGCUCCAACAGCGUGACGGCGGGUGUGCAGGCGGACUUGGAGCUGGAGGGCUUCCCGGGACACGUCCCGACGGAGGACAAGGGCCUGCAGUUCGGCUCGUCCUUCCAGCGGCACUCUGAGCCCAGCACCCCGACGCAGUACGGCGCCGUGCGGACGGUGCGCACGCAGGGCCUCUUCAGCUACCGGGAGGACUACCGGGCGCCGGCGGACACGGUAGUGCCGGCGCCCGAGCCCUGGCUGGAGCCCGCUGUGGACGCGGGGGACGGCGGGCGGGUGUCGCCGUGCCGCAGGGACGGCUCCUGGUUCCUGAAGCUGCUGCACACGGAGACGCAGAGGAUGGAGGGCUGGUGCAAGGAGAUGGAGCGGGAGGCGGAGGACAACGACCUCGCGGAGGAAAUUCUCGGUAAAAUCCGGAGCGCAGUGGGCAGCGCCCAGCUUCUGAUGUCGCAGAAGUUCCAGCAGUUUUACUGGCUGUGCCAACAGAACAUGGACCCCAGCGCCAUGCCCAGACCCACGUCCCAGGACCUGGCCGGCUACUGGGACAUGCUGCAGCUCUCGGUGGAGGAUGUCAGCAUGAAGUUCGACGAGCUGCACCAGCUGAAGCUCAACGACUGGAAGAUGGCAGAGUCUCCGGACAGGAAGGAGGAACGGAAGGCCCCCCCGCCAAUACCAAAGAAGCCCCCCAAAGGGCGACUUCCGGUCACGCGAGAGAAGUCCCUGGACCUGCCCGACAGACAGCGGCAGGAGGCCCGCAGACGCCUGCUGGCCGCCAAGCGCGCCGCGUCCUUCCGCCAGAACUCGGCCGGCGAGCACGCGGACAGCAUCGAGAUCUACAUCCCGGAGGCGCAGACUCGGCUCUAGGCCCCGCGCCGCCGCGCCCUCCCCUCCGCCCUCCCCACAACGCUUGUGCCGGUGCCCCACCCCGUGCCGUCCCAUCCGCCGCCCUGCAGUCCGUUCUGGGUGCUGCCGGUCUCGGAGCCGGCCGCGCCUGCCGCCACAAGGACGUCUUUUUUAUUCCCCGAUGUCUGACUCACAGCCGGCCUGGGGGCGGCUGGCCACUCCGCUCUCCGGAAAGCGGGACACGCAUCUGGAGGUGGGACCCGGCUCACCUUUUGUUAUUUCUAUUUUUUAUAAACUGUGAGAUAAUUAGAGGCGAGAACAGCAAACGAGUACAAACGGGUGCGUCCCCCCACUCCCUAGAGUGUUAGCCCCUCCCACGUGGCAGACACUGCAGCUUGAAAGGGGGGCGAUCCCCCCUCCCUUCACCCUGGCCUGGGGCUGCUUCCCCUGAACCCAGCUGCCCCGUCACUAGGUUCUGUGGGCCAAGUUCGCGGUAAGGAAAAGUCAUCUGUCCAGCCACCAAGCACCCCACCACCUGCUUCUCCGUAACUCAGGGGCCCAGGCCUGACCCCUGGGGACGUCCUGCACCAUCAAAACGUAAGUGAAACGUCCCUCCCCAGGAGCGAGGGGCGAAGAGCGGGGCGGGGUCGUGGCGAGAGCCGGCGCUUCCGUGGCCGGCGUGCGGACCACCAACGCGUCCUGACUCCGGGGAGGGGUCGCUGUGGGUCCCGGUCUCUCGGUGACUUCAGACCCCGCCCACAGUCCGUCCUUCAGUUCCAUCAUUCAUGGGCUACGUGUGUUUUUUUUUAUAGACGUGUGUAUAUAUUCUCAGACGGCUCUAUCAGUUGACUUUUCAGGGUGCCCUUACAAAUGCAAAACGGCAGAGUUUGCCUGUGUCAGAGGACAGCGCCGUGCCGUGGAAAGUUUAAGAGCCUUGCGUGCGUGCCAGUGUGCGUGUAUCCGGGUCCGAGCAGGGAGGCGAUGCAGCCCGAGUGCGUGUUUCUCUGGGACCCUGCGCGCCAGGCAGCCCCGCUGCGCCGGCGUCUGCUUCGGAGGGUGACGGGGAAGAGGUCGCCCUGCCCCGCUGCGGGCCCCCACAGAUGGGUUUCCGUGGCUCUGGUGGGCACCGGGCAACAGCAGGGAGGACGAAACCAAAGGCUCCUGUGUGCGUAACCGAAGCACGGUUUCCGAGGCAGAGCCUGUAUCUGUUUGGCCCUGAACUCAGAGCCUGCCCAGUCACUCCGGGUGAAAGCAGGCCCUGGUCUUCCGCUCGCUGCUGCUCCGGGCAGGGCUCGGCCACGCAGAGCCACUUCCCCGUCCCCUACUGUAGCACUUUGUCCCCUCGGCCCCACCCGUGACUUGCACUUUAAGCCCUGCCCACCUCCGUCUGCGCCCGGCCCCACAGCUGAGCGCGGCGAGGCGGGCCGCUGGCCCUCGGCAAGCCCGCAGGUCCUUCCUCAUCCCUCCACCCCGCCACGCAUGGGGCUAGUCCGGGGCGCAGUGGACGCUCAAGCAUGUCUAGCUUCAAAGUUUUACUUUUUUAAAGCUGAGUAGUUACGAAUUCCCUGUAAGAACAACACCCUGUACACGGAACCUCAUAUCCAGUAUAUAUUUUACCAAACAGCCUUAAAAUAUAUUUGGAAGCAAAAAUCAGUACGAAUGUAUAUCCUUGAAAAAUGCAAAAAAAAAAAGUUUCCCUGAAAUAUUCUUCUAUAUGAACCCUAUUUCCCCAGAGUGUUCAAAGCAUUUUUUUCUACCUAAAUAAAUUCCUAAAUCCUGGGUAGUGUCCCACGCGAUGCUUCUCCCUGCACCCACUGCAGUGUGUCACGGACACAUGUAUGUGCAAACACUGGCAUUUAGACUUCAAAGAUGGACUCUGCGACGGCCCGCCCUCUGGGGAAGACCCGCAGAGAACGUGGGGACACGGGUUCCCCGCAGAGCAGUGAAAACGCCGCCGCGCCCUCCGGCUCCCACGCCCGGCCCCCCAGCACCCAACAGGUCUUCUCUCCCUUCCUUCCACCUGUACGAAAACGCAAGACAAAUUAUAAAACUAGACAAUAAUUAUUGAUUUUGGAUCCCAGACUCUCUCAUCCUGACUUGAAUGAAAGUAUUCUCUGGAUUGGGAUUCUUUUUUUUUUUUUUUUUAAUGUUUUGCAUAGUCAUUUUUAUCCUGAAGUUCCCCAAAGUCUUGUCCUCACCCACCCCACAGCUCCACGUGACAGCAGCCACUGACUGGAAGUGGGGAAGGUGUAGGGACGCGCUUGGCCCUCCAAGCCCCAAAGAAGGUCGCGGCCGGCGGAGCGGACGCGGGACCCGAUAGAAUGUAACCUGCUCGCGCGACAGGACCCUGCGCAACAGCCCCGGUUCCCGAGCCGCGACCUUCCAUCCCCGAUGCAGAGAUAAGCCAUG